GACCGUCGUUUUCGUUGUCCGGUUUCGGUCCAUCUCCAUUCGGCAGCUAGCGGAAGAUUUCGGAGCGGAUCCCAGAUUCCCCGGUAAAUACAACCAAAUACUAAAAAACAAACAAAUUUGCAGCCAUGGAUGCUUGCCCAACAUAUCAAAAAAGAUAGUUUUUGUGAAAAGAGCAUUUUCCAAAAAAAAAGAAAAAGAAGACAAAAGAGAUCCAACAACGACGGAAAAAAAAGAAAAGAAUCCAUCCGAAAAAGUCGGAAAUCCGAAUUCGCCAUUUCUUUAAAUUUUCUUAUAUAUUUUGCAUCAUUCAUUUCGCCUGAUUUCUUUCGUGCGGUGUUCUUUCUCUGUCUCAUCGAAAUUUUCUAAAGCCAAAUAAGAAUAACGAAGAAAGGGACAAUAAUAGUUUUUUAUUAGAUUUUUAUUUUGCAAAAGUGAAUCGGUGUGUGACGUUUCUGACGCGACAAAAACUUGAAUAAGAAAAUCUUCGAGUCGAGUUGGACUCGUACUCGUACCGUACCGAGAAAUUAAGCAAAAUACAAAAAGAACUAACGAAAAAUGUGUAUAAAUCAAAGCUAAAACAAACGCAAAUUAUAUAUUAUUUUUUUGUUAAAAGAAGAUUUUCUUAUUUGUACGGUUUUGAUUUGGUUUUUUUCUUUUUCGGACUGCGUGUCGUUUGUUCUUUAUUCUGUUUCUGAUAAGAAGAGCAACCAGCAACGGGACAAACGAUAUUUUUUCUUGAAUUUUUUCUUCUUUUGCGUGUGGAAUUUCUCUCGCAAAUCAACAUGUUUACCAUUCGAAAACAAUAAGUAAAACGGCAACAGCAACACUCAAGGGAAGCCACCAUCUCAUCUCAUCAUCCAAAUCCAUCGCCCAUCGUUGUCGUCAAAGUCGUAGCUAGCUGCUGCCGCCUCCUCCGCCGCCGCCGCCGAUUGUGCAACAUUUUCUUCAUAAUUUUUCAUCGUGUGGUCUUUGGUCAUCGACCACCAGCAAUCAGCACAACAAAUCAAACUCUGCAAAUCCUCGCUAAACGAAUUUAACUUAUUUCGUCAAUUUUUCUUAAAAAAAGACACAUCCCACGAGAAGAAGAAACCAGCUGCAAAAAUGGUCAAGGAGAAGCCAAACUCAACUCGAAUCUACGACAAGGAUGGAUUCCGAAGGCGUGCCGCAUGCAUUUGCGUUCGUUCGGACGCCGAAACAGAGGUUUUACUGGUGACAUCCUCUAGGCGCCCUGAAAUGUGGAUAGUCCCAGGUGGUGGAGUUGAGCCCGAAGAGGAGCCAUCUGUUACUGCUGUUAGAGAAGUACUCGAAGAAGCUGGUGUUGUUGGCAAACUUGGUCGAUGUUUGGGUGUUUUCGAGAAUCGAGAUCACAUGCAUCGUACAGAAGUUUUUGUCAUGACCGUUACUAAAGAACUCGAAGAAUGGGAAGACUCACGAAGCAUCGGCCGAAAACGCCAAUGGUUUUCGGUCGAUGACGCAUUGGCUCAACUUGCUUUGCAUAAACCCACACAACGGCACUAUCUUCAACAACUAAGGCAUUCGAAGAACUCAACAUCCUCACCUCCACCAUCGCCUACUACUGCGUGAAACUAGAGAUGCCCAAACAAUAAUAACAACAACAACAAUAACUUAAAAUAUUUUGUUUUUCUUCUUUUUCUUUCAUAAAUAAGCUGACAAAAUUUCUUACACCGAAAAAAGGGGCACGCGAACAAACUGAAGAAAAAAAAAUAUAAAAACUAAACUGAAAAAGCGAAAAAAAAUAUAAAACAAAUACUUAUUCUAGGCAAAAAAAAAAGCUAGUAUGCGAAAAAAAAUAUUCUCAAUUUUCUACAACAAAAUCUUAAAAAAAAAAAAUCUUAAAAAAACAAACAAAAAUAUUAAAAUCUUUGUUUAAUUUAACUUAUAUAAAUGUAUGCGGAUAAAAUAAACAAAAAAACACGAACACUUCCACUGAUAAAACAACAAAAAUAUAUAUAAUUAAAAAAAGCUACCACUCACACGUAACUUAACAAAUUAACAUGAUUGUAUUUUUUUUCCUAUUUUAACGAGAUUGUUUAGAUAUGAUUUUUGAUCUUAAAUAUUUUGUUUAGCUUUAUGUUUUUGACCUUGGAAGUAAAUCGUUGAGGUGACAUUUAUGUACCUCUCAUAUCCGGGAAUAAAUAAAUAUGUAAUAAUAAUUUUCUAUGUACCAAACUCUUUAUGUCGAAGAAAUAAAGAGAUCGAUACACAAUUGAAUUAACUUUAAUUUGUUAAGACUUCCUAUUGUUAUCCGGAAAAAAAAGAAACAAACAAAAAUUCACAAAAAAAAAAAACAAAAAAUAUACAACACACACGCCUUUCACGAAAUCUGUUUCUUUUUAUUUUAUUUCAAUACUCUUAAAGGGCCACGUUAUGGAAAACUUUUUAAUUUUCUUUUUUUUUAGAUAAUAGAUAUCUUAGAUUAAGUCCUUCUAAAGGAAAACAAAAAAAAAGGAAUUAUUAUUCAUUAUUAUAAUUAUUAUACUAUGAUAAAAUAAAAAAGAAACAGAAAACAACAGAAAAAAUAA
Molecule: messenger RNA, 2543 nt
Organism: Eupeodes corollae
Lineage: Eukaryota; Metazoa; Arthropoda; Insecta; Diptera; Syrphidae
Gene: Aps
Product: diphosphoinositol polyphosphate phosphohydrolase 1
Exons: 4
Coding region: 1102-1584 (160 amino acids)
Biological process (GO): adenosine 5'-(hexahydrogen pentaphosphate) catabolic process; diphosphoinositol polyphosphate metabolic process; diadenosine hexaphosphate catabolic process
Cellular component (GO): nucleus; cytoplasm
Molecular function (GO): endopolyphosphatase activity; bis(5'-adenosyl)-pentaphosphatase activity; diphosphoinositol-polyphosphate diphosphatase activity
Source: RefSeq, a predicted model, not a curated record